Molecule: messenger RNA, 2430 nt
Organism: Leptopilina boulardi
Lineage: Eukaryota; Metazoa; Arthropoda; Insecta; Hymenoptera; Figitidae
Gene: meigo
Product: solute carrier family 35 member B1
Exons: 3
Coding region: 143-1099 (318 amino acids)
Biological process (GO): UDP-galactose transmembrane transport
Cellular component (GO): endoplasmic reticulum membrane; Golgi membrane
Molecular function (GO): UDP-galactose transmembrane transporter activity; UDP-glucose transmembrane transporter activity
Source: RefSeq, a predicted model, not a curated record
AACCAUUCAGAAAUGUCAACGUGUUAAAGAUUUGUUUGAAAAAACGCUUAUGCGGCGUUUUAUUGAAAAAAUUACUUGACAGUAUUAGACUCAAUGUUAUUAGACGUAUGGUGACUUAGUAAUUUUUUAAUAAACUGCCACAAUGUUUAAGAAAAAUAGCACAAAGUUAAUAAUUUACGCGAUAGGUACUUUUGCCUGUUAUUUUUAUUAUGGUGUUUUACAAGAAAAGAUAACAUGUGGAUUAUAUGGUGAAGGAGAAAAAGCUGAAAAAUUUACAUUAAUUAUUGCCCUCGUUUGCUUCCAAUGUAUAGUGAAUUAUCUAUUUGCAAAAUUUAUUUUGAUAUUUGUUAAUCAAGGUGAAGAUUCCACGAAAACUUUAUAUUAUUCUUCUUCCGCUCUCACUUAUUUACUUGCAAUGGUAUGCAGUAAUAUGUCAUUACAAUUUGUUAAUUAUCCAACACAAGUUGUUGCCAAAGCUGGAAAACCAAUUCCUGUUAUGAUACUAGGUGUACUUCUUGGGAAGAAGUCAUAUCCGUUGAGAAAAUAUUUCUUCGUAUUAUUAAUAGUAGCGGGUGUUGCUGUUUUUAUGUACAAAGAUGGAAAAACAUCAUCACAAACUUCUAGUCAAAUGGGAUUUGGAGAAAUUUUAUUAAUACUCUCAUUAACAAUGGAUGGUUUAGUAAGUGCAAUACAAGAGAGAAUGAGAGCAGAACAUAAAACACAAUCUUUACAUAUGAUGCUCAAUAUGAAUUUUUGGUCCAUUAUAUUUAGUGGAUUAUCAAUUUUAAUAACCGGCGAAUUAAUUAAAUUUAUUUCAUUUUUACAAAGACAUCCAAAUAUUAUUAUGCAUAUUAUAAAUCUUGGUGCUGCUGGUGCAUGUGGACAAUAUUUUAUAUUUUUAACAGUAUCUGAAUUUGGUCCAUUGCCAUGCUCUAUUAUAACGACGACGAGAAAAUUUUUUACUGUCUUAGGAUCAGUUAUAUUAUUUGGUAAUUCACUUUUAAUGAGACAAUGGAUAGCGACUAUUGUUGUAUUUCUUGGAUUAUUUUUAGAUGCCAUGUAUGGCAAGAAGACUGCGAAAAAAGAAACUAUCAAAUAAUUUAUCAGGGGUUUUUAUUUACAUUUUUCUCAUAGAGAAAGCAUUGUUGGAAAUUUGCGAUUAAAAUUUCUUGUGCAAUUUUAGUUUUUAAUUAAAAAAAAAAAUCUAUUCAUUUCUAUGAGAUGGGAUUCAUAAAAUGAUAAUAUAGAAAAAUAAAUGAUAUCUAUUUUUAGAUAAUUCAUUGUAAAUUUUAAACGACUAUUUAAAAAAAAAAGAGAAUUAUUACAAAUCUUGUAAUAUUUUAUAUGUUCUUAAAAAAUUGUGUUCCAACGAUUAAAAUAAAUAUAAAUUUUUUAUUUUACCUUUCUUUUUUAGAAUAAAAAUUUUUUAAUUGACACUGUCAUUCAUUGACUUUUUAUAUUUUCAUUGUCAAAUUCGAUCGAAUUUAAGAUUAAGAAAAUUACCGCGAUUUUUUUUUUUUUUUGCGAUCAUAUCAUUUUUGAAUGUGCGUCAAAGAAGACGUGUUAAUUUGGGAAUAAUUCACCUUAUUAAUAUCCUUAUUAUAAUUUUAUCUUUUAAUCAUUAUAUACGAACAUAUGAGUAUUAAGUAUUUUCUUUCUAUUUUUAAGAUUAAGUUUUUCCAAAAAUUAUUACUGAAUAUUGUAAAUCUUUUUUCUUUAUAUGGAAAUUAAUUACUUUUUUUUGUAAUUUUUAAAAAUUACAAAAAUUAAACUAAAAAACAGUAUACAUUAAUAUAAUUAAAUACAAUAAAUUUAAAUUCAAUUUGAAGAAUCAAAUUCAAUUAAGUUAUUAAUAAAUCUAAUACAAUUUAAUAAAAAAAAGUGCUGAUUAAGGAAGUAAAAACUGUAAAUUGAUAAAGAUCUGUAAACAAUAACAGUAGUAAUUCACAGAACUAAUUAUUAUUAUUAUUAUUUAAUGUAUAUACAUUAAAAACGAAAAUUGAUAAUAAAAAAAUAGACAAAAAUUAGAAGCUAAAUUGUUAAGCGGGAUUAUAAAAUUUAAUUAAUUGCAUUUGAAACAAAUCUCAAUAAUCUUAGAAGAUAAUCUUUUGUCGGACAUAUAUAUCCAAUGUGUAUUGUCCCCUGAAUUUGUUUCCUAUAGCAAGUGCGAUAACUGAUAAAAAAAAAAUAACAUAUGUCUUGAAUACUGCAACUGGAAGGGAGUAAUCAGUAAAAUUUAUCAGAAUCAGCUAGGACUAUUUGACGGGGAGGGCAGUUCAUUACGUAUCUUCCUUAGUUAUAAAUCGCGUGUAUUGUCUGACUUUUUUUUUUAUCGUUGUGCCUUCUAUAUAAAUGUCACGCAAUACUAUAAGUUCAAGUAGAUUUAAGUUUAUACAAAAAAUAAUAAAGUGUUAUAGUUUAUUUUAAAAA